AUGGCCUCCUCCAUUUCCUCCAGUCCCAUUGUUCUCAAAACUUCCGACAAACCUUUCUACACCUUCGACUUAGCCGUCGUCGCCACCCUUUUCGACCUCUGGUCUCAUUCCCUCCCCACCGUCCACCCUUUCUACGCCGUCAAAUGCAACCCCAACCCGGACCUCCUCGCUGCCAUGGCCGCCCUCGGCUCCAAUUUCGACUGUGCUAGUCGGGCCGAAAUCCAAUCUGUUUUAGUCCUGGGCGUCUCACCUGACCGAAUCGUUUUCGCCAAUCCUUGCAAACCUGAAUCCCAUAUUGAAUAUGCCUCUUCCGUCGGCGUUAACCUUACCACUUUUGAUUCUGUCGACGAAAUACAGAAGAUCCGACGAUGCCACCCAAAAUUCGCUCUGUUGAUUCGGAUUAAACCAUCCGACGACGGGAGCGCUCGAUGCCCAUUGGAAAACAAAUACGGCACGCUGCCGGAAGAAAUUAUCCCUCUUCUCCAAGCUGCUAAAUCGGCUGAACUCUCCGUCGUUGGCGUGUCAUUUCACAUUGGAAGUGGGGCUACUGAAACAUGUGCUUAUUCAGCCGCCAUUGCCGCUGCUAGAGGGGUUUUCGAAACGGCAGUCCGACUUGGUCUGCCUCCAAUGAAUGUGCUCAAUAUCGGCGGCGGAUUCACCGCCGGACCCCAAUUCGAAGAAGCUGCGGGGGCAGUAAAGUCGGCCAUAAAAGAGUAUUUUCCAGAGGAACUGAAUACCAUCCUCAUAGCUGAACCGGGGCGGUUUUUUGCGGAAUCGGCUUUCACUUUAGCCGUCCACAUCAUCGGAAAACGGGUGAGGGGAGAUCUGAGGGAGUAUUGGAUUAACGAUGGGAUUUAUGGGUCAAUGAAAUGUAUACUAUACGAUCAUGCGACGUUGAGUUGCAAGGCGUUGGCAGUGAAAUCAAACCGGGAAAACCCCACGUGUGGCGGAGGGAGAAUGCACAGGUCAAUCGUGUUUGGCCCCACGUGCGACGCUUUGGAUACAGUUCUGACCGGAAAGCAGCUGCCGGAUUUGGAGGUGGGAGAUUAGUUGGUUUUUCCGAAGAUGGGGGCUUACACGGCAGCAGCAGGAUCCAACUUCAAUGGGUUUAACACGGCGGCGAUUGAGACUUAUAUUGUGUACUCCGAAUAGGGAAACGGCACCGUAAUGGAAUGAAAUCUUUCUUUGGUUAGGUUAUCUUAUGGUUUAGGGUCAAAAGAAGGAUUCAGUCAAUGUCUACAUCACAUAUAUAUAUAUAUAUAUAUAUAUAUAUGUAUAUAUAAUGCACAUUUGAGUGUAAAGGCAAUGUUUAGAUCUAUACAUUGAUCUUCAUUUUUUCUCGUGGAAAAAAAGAAAAAAAGGAGAAAUGUUGA
Messenger RNA from Cucumis sativus (cucumber), 1373 nucleotides. RefSeq names its product ornithine decarboxylase-like. Lineage: Eukaryota; Viridiplantae; Streptophyta; Magnoliopsida; Cucurbitales; Cucurbitaceae. Gene Ontology annotation, molecular function: ornithine decarboxylase activity. Gene Ontology annotation, cellular component: cytoplasm. The record is from RefSeq and is a predicted model, not a curated record. The transcript has a single exon.